This is a messenger RNA of Didymodactylos carnosus, 1287 nucleotides long. The record is from the annotation of a GenBank genome assembly. Lineage: Eukaryota; Metazoa; Rotifera; Eurotatoria; Philodinida; Philodinidae.
AUGUUAAAUGCAAAAACAUUCAUCUCUCAUAACACAGAUACGAAAUUAAUUGUGAAUAGGGAUAUGGCCGCUGUUGCUACUAUUUCCAGAGUUCCAUCUUCGUUUGUUUAUGAAAAUUUGGUUGAUCAAGUUCAAGCAAUUCAGAAUCAUAUAGCGAACUUCGAAAAUGUACUGAACAAUAAACUGGAAAAUGAAGAGAAAAAACAAACUCAAUUGAAAUGUCGUUCCAUUACGUUUAUUGAUCCUUAUGGGAACCAAAUGGCCGUCGAACAUAUGGAUCAUGAAUCGAUCAGUACUAUAGUAAAGAAAUACAAGAAAAAUUACAUACCAAAAUUUUUGCAACAGUGGAUUCAAGUUGGUACCAUGGAUCAAGAUAAUAUCGUACCAUUAACUGAUUGUCAACUACGAUCAACUGUAGGCGAACAAGAAAAUAGUUACCGAUUUGUUACAUAUGGUGAACUAACUGUAUGGUAUGGAAGUUAUCAGAAUUCCACUUCUGAAAAGCGUGUACUAAACCUUCGAUUAAUCGAUAGUCUGGAGAAAAUCCAAAUGAUAAUUACUCAACAAUGUCCUUUUACCAAUCUUGAAGUAAAAUCACAUAUAGUAAAUCAAGGCGCAACACCAAACAAAAAAGAUUGGAAUGAAGGUAAACCACUCAGAUGGGAAGAUACCAUUAUGUCAGGUCAAUUAUAUGAAAAUAAUUGUGUUGUAAUGAUAAAAGACAAGACUGAAGCUAUAGAUUCGACUUGGAGUUUUCCAAUAUAUAUUAGAGCUCUAAAUGGAAAAGUUUUCAGAUUAUUUGUGAAUUCUUCGAAGACUAUCGAAAAUGUGAAGAAAUUAAUACAAGAUCAGGACGGUUGCCCUCAAGAUCAACAACGUCUUAUAUUUUCUGGUCAACACUUAGAAGACGCAAGAACGAUUGCCGACUACAACAUAAAAAAGGGAUCUACGAUGCAAAUGGUACUACGCUUACGAGGUGGAAUGUAUCAUUUUACCAGCGGUCGACAAGGCUUUGACAAUUUGCCGUAUGGUGGCGCCGAUGCAGUGAAGAGUGUGCUUGCGUUCAAGCUUAAAGAUAUGGAUGAUGCCCGUCGUUCGUCAUCAGCUGAAUUACAAAAAUCUAUUUUACAAGCACAAGCUGUUCUGUCCACUCUGCAUCGUACAAUGAAAGAUUUUUAUCCACCAGAUUUGAGGAAAAUCAUGCUGCUGACUAAGGAUAAUGAUGAUGAUGAUGAUGAUGAUGACGAUGACAGCGAUGAUGAUGACGAUACUUCAAAUGAACAAUGA